Molecule: messenger RNA, 2000 nt
Organism: Blepharisma stoltei
Lineage: Eukaryota; Ciliophora; Heterotrichea; Heterotrichida; Blepharismidae
Source: the annotation of a GenBank genome assembly
AUGAGCUUAGUCAACCUAAUAGGCGAACAAACUGGCAAUAAAUGCGGAUACUGCAAAACUGGAAAAUCUGCUAGCUUCGGAUUAGUGUGCGAAAAGAUGAAAGUCAACGUUUAUGAAGACCUUAUGCUUAAAGGCUGAAGAAGAUGUGGAAAUUACUAUUAUAAACCAAACUUAAGCAAAUCUUGCUGCAAAUUAAAUACGAUAAGGAUGGAUGCAAGCAAUUAUGAGCCCAAUAAAAAUCAGCGAAAAGUUACGAAAAAAUUCCAAAGGUACUUAUCAGGGUUAAGCAAAAAACCUAACAAUAAAGCAGAAAAGCGUGAAUCAAUUAAAGAAAUGCUUAUUGUCCCUGAAGAACUCUACGAAAAAGUAAAAAAUGCAGUCAUGGCUACUGUUAAUGCAUUAGGUGUUCAGUUCACCGUUGGAUUGUGUGUAAUUAAAAGAAAUUCUCCAAAUAGAGAAGCAAAAUUUGGGAAUUACUCAAUAAGUUCUGCAUUAGCAAUAAAUGCAAAAAUUAACUCGCUGGUAAGAGAGAGAAAUUCCUAUUUUUGGUAUAAAAAAAAAAUAUUUAAAUAUUUUCAUGUAAAAUAAUUUAUAAAUAAAUUUAAUAAUGAGAUGUCAGCUAAUUUUAUUAGCUUGCAUUCUUAAACUUAUUUAGAAAUUAAUAGAUUUUUGUUCUCAAAUAAUGGAAAUUAAAAUCUAUAAUAAUUUAUUUUUAAAAAGAGAUUUACCAAAAAAUGAGGGUUAAGCAAAAAGGGGAGGAAAGAAAUUUGGACGAAAUUAAUGAAAUUUUGAAAAACAAUCUUUUGCAAGAAAUAGAAAAUUCGAAAUGGAAAAUAUUUUCAGCAGAAAAAGGAUUUAUUAACUUAGUCGAAGAAGGAAUCUUGAAAAUUAAAAUCCCAGAAAAUCCCCGAAUGAGUGUAGAUGUAGAGACAAAUCCUCAUACUUAUGAAUACGAACUAGUCAAUGACGAUUUUUCUCAAGAAGCUUAUGAAAUUUAUAGGGAAUAUCAAAUUGCAGUUCAUAAAGAUAAACCUGACGAAAUUAAUCCUAAAGGCUAUGAAAGAUUUCUAUGCAAAUCUUCGCUAGUUAAAGAGCAACCAUCGAAUGAAUACCCUUUCGGCUUAGGCAGCUUCCAUAUGCUUCAUAAAAUUGACGGAUGCUUACUCCCUCAUACUUGAUCAAAAAUUGGAAAAAAUUAUCAGAUCCUCGUUCGAUUAUUUUUCUAUAGUCAAACAUAUCUCUCCUUUCUUUUAUAAUAAUGAAUAUAAGAAUAUUAUAAUGACACCCACGUAAGUUCAAUACAAUUUUUAGCAUAUUUUCUUAUAUAUUAGAUACUCUAUCUCUCAUUGCAAGUUCAUAACAUUUUUAUGCUAAAAAAUUUUUAAGAAAAUAAUUAUAUGAGUAUUUAUAUUUUUUAUUAAAAUAUUUUAAACCCUUUUUGAUCCAAAACAGGGUAAUGGGGGAAGUUAGUAGCUGUAAGUGUUCUUGAUAUUCUUCCAUCAGGACUUUCCGCGGUCUACUUCUUUUACUCUCCUGAAAUUACUUUUCUCUCCCCAGGUGUAUUCUCUGCUAUAAAAGAAAUAGAAUUUAUUCAAAAGCAUUUAUCAAGCAAUUUCAAAUACUACUAUAUGGGAUUUUACGUCGAUACCUGCCAAAAAAUGCGAUAUAAAGGGGAAUUUCACCCUAGCGAGCUUCUCUGUCCUGAAAAUUACUUAUGGGUCCCAAUAAAAGACUCCAUUUCCAAUAAAUCCCAUAACUUCUUAUCACUUUCAGGCUCUUCUCCUACCACUAAUUCCCUCCCCAAAAAUCCUGAAAUGGACUUUUCUAAUCUUGAUGUAACCUCUUUUGUGAUUCAAAAUGCAAAAAUUACCCUAAAUCGCCAAAUCUAUAAAGUAACUGACCUCAAUCCUCGUGGAAUGCAGAUAGUUUUAGAUAUCCUUGCCCAAGCUUUGCCAGUAGUAGGGAAAAAUCUGUUUAAAAGACUAAUUUACGCUUUUUAG